AUGAAUUUUAACAUCACAGUUUCUGAAGAAGAUACUCGCUACAACAUUCCGGUGGUAGGACUUGGUACACCCUAUUUCUAUCUUAUUCAUAUCUUGACGCUUACUUGUUCAGUAUGCAGCAUCACAUCGGUACUUACUAUUCUUGUUAUAUCGUUUCGGUUUAAAACUGCACACACUUUCUUUAAAUCAUGGUCAAAGUGCGAACGUUUUGCCGUUUAUUUGGCUCUUUGUGAUGGUUUCCUUUGCUUAGGACAAUGUAUGGAUCACAUUCAAAUGGUCAUAGCUAAAGACCAUGUUCAUCCGAUUGAGCUGUGUGAAUUCUAUGGUUUCAUAACAUUCCUUUUUUGUGCUGCCCAAAUGUUUCUAGUAUCUAUCAUUGCAAUUAAUGCAUUUGUACUCAUGAAAUUUAGUAAAAAUAUUUUUCUUGGAAAAUAUGAUUGGAAGCUUUACUCGCUAAUGUUUGGAAUCCCGUUUUUUGAAUGCCUUGGUGCAACUUUUGCAGAUGAAAUCGGACCUAUCGGUGCCAU
This is a messenger RNA of Saccostrea cuccullata (small rock oyster), 527 nucleotides long. RefSeq lists its product as uncharacterized. The annotation marks the transcript as partial. The record is from RefSeq and is a predicted model, not a curated record. NCBI's taxonomy places the organism in Eukaryota, Metazoa, Mollusca, Bivalvia, Ostreida, Ostreidae. The transcript has a single exon.